CCCACAUACAGUAGGCUUACCUAAAUAUUCAACCUCGUCAUCGACCAUCAACUAUCAACCAUUAACUCAUGACAUACCAACGCUUUUUAUUAUCGUAAAUAAUCACACAUCCACAUUUGACAGUCAAAAAAAAACAUUUUCUUUUUUAAUUUGCAUCCUCUCGGGCUUCUCUCGCUAUCUUUUGCACCAAAAUCUUCAUACCCAGAAUGGACAUUUCUAACAAUAGAGACCCGCCUGACCGUCGCUUUUGUUAUCCAGCAACGCUCUCCACAGAUCUUUCUCAACUACACCUUCAAUUGAUCAUCAGUCAAUUCAAGCCUACAAACAAACAUCUGAACCAGUAGUGCCUUCUCUUUUCAGCGACGGCUUCCGAAGACACACAUGACCGAAACUUCAUACUGCUCAACCCAGAUUCAAAGAAUGAAGGCAACUCCGCAGAAACCGGGCCCAAAUGGGUCCCGGGUGGUCAAGCGAAAGUCGACACCUCGACUUGGAGAUGGCUUGUGUGAGGUCCUCAACGGCGUGUCUUGCUCACAUGCUACGGAUAAGAAACCGGUCAUUGCUACUACCGCCAAUGUUCAAUUCCACGACAGAAACAAUUCAACCCCAACUGCUACUUCAGGCACCCCCCCAGACACCAAUGUCACUACACCGGUUUCAUUCACCGGAUCCUUGAACGUCGACCAGAGUCAUGGAGCGAAGGAGCUUGAAGCGUCUACUUUUGACGAGAGUGCUAGCCAUAACAUGUCAACUUUUAUUCCUCAGCACUACGGGCUGUCUUCAGCCACAUUUACCCAAACAUGUCCCCUGCUAUAUCCCGCAACGAGUACCAACUACUAUCAUGAUGAUUGGCCAUCAUCUAUCUCCCCGGUCGCCUCGCCUACGUAUCCGAUUUAUACAACACCAGCUCACAUCUUGUCGGCUAGGAUCUUACAGGAGUCAAGAUUCCAUCGUGAUUUAGCACUCAAUAAAAUCAUUCAGUGGUUCCUUGAUGGAACAUUGUCCUUGUCCGAGACGAAGGAGACGGCCAAGAAGUACGGAUACUGGGACUUCCUUGGGGCUCUGGAGGCGUUGCACGCUACCACGACACCAGACGCUUCCCAAGACAAUGUGAGCCAAGCACAGGAAUUUCCCACUCCAUUCGCUACGAAUCAACCUGCCGGACAUUCAACAUCGCAUACAUCCAACGCCGUACCCCCCGGGACACACUCGGCAUACAUAGAUGCCGCUGAAGCCGCUCGUCGUCACUUUCGCCAGAAGGUAAUGAAGCAUGUCGAUAUAGACAAGCUGUUUGAUCCAAGCAACGAGUCCAAGCUUCAUCUAUUCGUGGACAUAUCCAAUAUUUUCAUUGGCUUCUGCGACGCAAUCAAGGCUUCGAGACGUAUCCCCCAAGGCCACAAAAUACCUGCGCCAGUUUUCUCGUUUAAGACGCUCGCUGUCUUGAUGGAAAGGGGAAGGGCUGUACAGAAAAGAAUCCUAGCCGGGUCUAUACCUGGAUAUUCCGCUAGCAACCCCCGAAAGUACUGGCCACCUUACUUCUCAGAGGCAGAAGAGCUACGUUAUCAGAUGAAUAUAUUCUGUCGUGUUCAGACGAGAAAGCUAAGCCACUCAAAGCGAAGAGGCAGAAAGUCACCUAAAGCCACUUCCCAUGACGUAAACGACCUUAGCACGGGAGAGUCUACUGGGGAUGAUGGGUUGGUUAUGGCCUACGAGGUUCGAAAUGGAGAGCAAGGGGUGGACGAGAACCUCCAUCUCAACAUGAUGAACAGUAUGUGGGAUCAUAUAUCAUGUCCAGGUACCAUCGUACUAGCAACCGGAGACGCAGCAGAAGCUGAAUUCUCCCAUGGAUUCCUACAUUACGCAACCCGAGCACUAGAAAAGGGUUGGAGACUUGAAUUGGUCACAUGGAAACAUUCCAUCUCGUCUGCUUGGACUAAUCCCAAGUUCUCUGGAAAAUAUUCUAGCCAGUUCAGAAUCAUCUACCUAGAUGACUUCCUCGAGGAGCUACAGACAAAGACGGACGGCUAUUCUGUCUAAAGGUCGUUCUCGUUACUCGACCCGCGGUUGUCACUCCGGAUAUGGGCACUGCUGCUUUUUACAUGCCUACAUGAGGGCUAAGAUUCUGUCUCCACCCGGCACGCACCCCAAUUUCGAAUUAUACAUUCCAUCGAUUCCAAUCGUACUAAGAAAUUUUUUAUUUUUUUUCCGUCUC
Messenger RNA from Annulohypoxylon truncatum, 2212 nucleotides. RefSeq lists its product as uncharacterized. The transcript has 2 exons. The coding region runs from base 382 to 2037 and encodes 551 amino acids. NCBI's taxonomy places the organism in Eukaryota, Fungi, Ascomycota, Sordariomycetes, Xylariales, Hypoxylaceae. Gene Ontology annotation, biological process: protein import into nucleus. Gene Ontology annotation, cellular component: nucleus. Gene Ontology annotation, molecular function: small GTPase binding; guanyl-nucleotide exchange factor activity. The record is from RefSeq and is a predicted model, not a curated record.